Molecule: messenger RNA, 2433 nt
Organism: Aureobasidium musti
Lineage: Eukaryota; Fungi; Ascomycota; Dothideomycetes; Dothideales; Saccotheciaceae
Source: the annotation of a GenBank genome assembly
AUGGAUUCAAGCGCAUCUGAAGAAGAUGAAAACUGUCUCUCCUGUAGAAUCUGCAGAUUCCAGGAAGGCCUUGGCCUUCCCACUCCAACCAUCGCCGACCUUGACGAUCUGCGCACUCAGUCACAGGCCUUCUCGAUCAGUAUCUUCAGACACUGGAUCCUCCUGAACACGAUACUCAAGCGUUUCGAGGCCCAGAUCCAAAAGCGAUGGACUAAGCGCAACAACCAUCAAAGACUGGCAGUUCUGCUACAAGCCUGGCCACACAUGGCAGCCACCCAUCGCCCUGAAUUCGCGACUCUGCGUAAGGUCAGCGUGAACAACAACAAGCGCCGUCCCAACCAAGCCAGAGAAAAGGAGGCUUAUCUUUGGCCUUUCAUCAACCAGGAGGAUCUGGUUCAAGCUCACAACCUUCUGAUCUUUCUCAACUCUCGCGGACGCCACCUUCCUGAUAAGUUUGCUUUCGGCGAUCAACACCAAGCAAGCAUUGGCAAGCCAUGUGGCACGACCGAAGUCGACAAAUAUAAGAUGUCGCUCCACGGACAAAAGUCACCCAAAACUUAUGGCUCGCUUAUCCUUCGUGACGCAGGAGACAAGAUCCAGCAACAAUUGAGACUGGAGCCUGCUGCCGGCCUCCAAGUCCUCGAGGUACAGGAACGCAUUCUUGAUUUCCUCGUCAAAUGUUGUCGACUCAUCUUGCAUGACAUGGAUCUUAAUCAACUCAACCUUGUCGACACUAAGCCUGCCCCGCCCCAGAUCAAGCCUACCUUGCCUGUACACACCGUCACUGCCAUGGCUGAACUUGCGCCAUAUCGCUUGCCACAACAACUUGACCUGAAACGACUGAAAGUGCUUGUUUCGGCAAGGCGCGAGGAGGCCGAGGAGCACGUUUGGGCUUUACGUGAGGACCCUGGCUACUUCGCACAGAUCAUGAGAGAUUGGUCAGAACAUUCGCCAUUUAUGGUCCCUGACAAGUUCAAGAAAGUCCACGUCAUGGUUGGCGAGCCUGCGUUCUGGGACAAAGUGGCCACCAAAAUGAUCUUCCACGCUUACAGCAGCUUAAUCUUCUUCGCUACUGUUGAAGAUGCUGUGAACAAGGCUCAAGAAAAGCUCGAUGACUACAGUCACAAACUUGAGUCGUCGUCUAGCCUUCCAUCGGAGAUCGAGCAAUGGUUCCAGAGACUGGAUUAUAUCGUCCAAGUCGUGGCCGACAAGCCCCUGCGUGAUCUGACGGUCGGGUUCCCUGCGUCACCACCCAUGCGUUAUGGUCAUGAGCGAUCAGCGUCUGACUUGAGCCCCACGUUUGACACACUGAAGAUCAAGAUGGGCAGAUUGAGUGCAGGAUGGAGGGUUCAGGUGCUCUUCAAAACUUUGCUCAGUCCUGAGCAGCAAAGAAAGCAUGGCUUGAACAACACAGUCGAGGAGAUUCAAAGAAUGUUGGACGAGCACAGCAAUGACAGCGAUCUCAUCUCUAGCUGGGUGGCCGACAGAUUCUCCGACCUGGCACUCAUGUCGGAAGCCAGACGACAGCUUGGCCUGUUCCAGCCAUGGUGUAUCGCUUGGCGAACCAAGUCUUUCAUCGAGGAGGAUGCUCCCUACUUCUUCAGCAUGGUUGAAUGUGUACACGAAUUCACUUCGUGCGCUGUGCUUGAUGCAGCCGAUCCUGCGUUCUAUGCAUACCCUUCUGACAAACGCAGAACACGUGAAACUGUCGCACAAAUGCGUCUCGCCGAAAAGCGUCUGGACAAAUUCUGGGCUACGGUAGACAACCACUGCGAGGUGCACACAUCCUACUCGACCCUCCGUCUUCUCAUGGACUUCUUCAACGAUUGGAAUCGAAAGAUCCACAGAACCAAGCGUUGGGUCGAACCGAAGGAGAUUGAAUGCAGCCCCAGUCAGCAACUCGCAGAUGACAAGGAUGAGGAAACCGGCCUGCCUCUGCACGUAUUCGAUCCCAAUGCACGCUGUGCUCACCCCAAGAAGAGUGAGCUGCUAGGAGGCACCACUCCACAGAAGGUCAAAGCCAAGACUAGACCGGAUGGCUACACGCCCUCUCCUAUGCAGGAAACACGCAGAGACUCGGCAACAAGCACCGAUGACAAGAAUGAGACUGAGGUGAAGAAGAUCAAGGUUAACAAACGAGCUUUCAAGGUCUUUUCUACCAUGUUCCACGUACCUUCGGCCACCGAGCAGCAGAACACUGGAGAAGUUGCCUGGUCUGAAUUCUUGUAUUCGAUGAAGAUGAUCGGGUUCUCUGUCGAGAAGCUGUACGGAUCUAGUUGGCAGUUUACGCCCGAUACGAUCGACUUGCAGCGAAGCAUCCAGUUCCAUGAACCCCACCCUCGUGCCAAGAUGUGGUACUGGCUUUCAAAGGCAUACGGUCGCAGAUUGCACAGAGCCUAUGGCUGGACUGGAGAUACGUUUGAUCUGGAGUAA